This is a messenger RNA of Gossypium arboreum, 2729 nucleotides long. Its product is annotated as protein EMSY-LIKE 3-like. The record is from RefSeq and is a predicted model, not a curated record. Gene Ontology annotation, cellular component: nucleus. Gene Ontology annotation, biological process: defense response to fungus. Bases 684 to 2030 code for a protein of 448 amino acids. NCBI's taxonomy places the organism in Eukaryota, Viridiplantae, Streptophyta, Magnoliopsida, Malvales, Malvaceae. The transcript has 12 exons.
AAAAGUUUUCAAGUCCGCGUUGUUUCUCUCUCCUCUCUCAAACACACGCACUCUCUCUCGCUUUCUCUCUCUUUCGCAAUCCAAACCAAAUCUCGUCACACAAAUUUUUUUUCACUCUCUAAACCCUAGUUUCAUCCCUAAUUUUCAUCUCCAAAUCUUUCCUUAAAAUCGUUAAAUCUCAAUAUUUGCUCGAAUUUCAAGCAGAAUUUGAAUUUUCGAAUCGGAGUUUCGCCCUUGACCGAACGUGAUCGGUUUCGAAUUGACUUUUUUUUUGGCGAGCUUAUUUGAUUCAAUCUUUUUUUACUUGGGAUUCGCAGAAUUUUUAUCCGAGUAAGUUUCGUAUUUUUUGGUGGUGUUGGAGCUUCUCGGAGUUUAGCUUUUGGAAGAGAUUCGUUGAAUUUUAUUGGUCUCGCAGCUUGUUUGAAGUGAAUUUUGGUUGAAAAUUGAGAAAUGUUUGGUGAAAUAAUUUGCUUUCCAUCCUUAGAAUAGGAGGCGUUGGAUAGAAAAGUGAAAGCACUAUGGCUUUUGGACGGAGAGAAGGAAAAGUAUGACAGUGGUGACAAGUAGCUGGUUUGAAGUAAAAAGUAUAUUUCUCAACAAUUUGGUACCUUGAUUCUGUUUCUUCUAUUGGACCAAAGGGUUUUCAUAGCAUUUAGUCAAGAUUGAAUUUUGAAGGAGCUGUCAUGGACUAUGCGCUUUCUGAUAGCAGUGGAACAGAUGAUGACCUUCCUCCUUCACAUCAGAAUAGGUUUCAAAGAGGGGGUCGCACUGCUGCUGGGAAUGGAAGAUCAGCAGUUGCAGGUUCCACUCCUUUGCCUCGAAUGCAUGGCGACAUGGAAACUCAAAUCCAUCUCAUUGAGCAGGAAGCAUACUGUUCCGUCUUACGGGCCUUUAAAGCUCAGUCAGAUGCUUUAACUUGGGAGAAGGAAAGUUUAAUUACUGAACUCAGAAAGGAGUUGAGAGUAUCAGAUGAGGAACAUAGGGAGCUUCUAUUGAGGGUUAAUGCAGAUGACAUCAUCCGUAGGAUAAGGGAGUGGAGAACUAUGAGUGGGCUCCAGCCUGGAAUGCUCAGUACCAGUCAACCUCUUCAUGACCCUUUACCUAGUCCAAGUGUAUCAGGAUCACGGAAGAAGCAAAAAACAUCACAAUCUGUAGCUUCAUUAUCUAUGGGUGCACCAUCUCCUGCAUUACAUCCAUCUAUGCAACCAUCUUCAUCGGCCUUGAGACGGGGUCCUCCCCCAGGAGCAAAGAGCAAGAAGUCAAAAUCAUCGACGCAGUACCCUUCCACAGGUCCUCCUGGAAGGCCGCAGCCUCCUAAUCGUACUUCUUCAGGGGCCUUUGCAAUAAAUGAACCUGCUGAAGCAGCACCAUAUGAUCCAUUAAUUGGAAGGAAAGUUUGGACCAGGUGGCCCGAAGAUAACCAUUUCUAUGAGGCUGUUAUAACCGACUAUAACGCAGCUGAGGGGCGGCAUGCUUUGGUUUAUGAUAUUAAUACGGCAGAUGAAACCUGGGAAUGGGUCAAUCUCAAAGAGAUAUCUCCUGAAGACAUUAAAUGGGAAGGUGAAGAUCCUGGAAUAUCCCGUAGAGGUGGUCGCCCAGGACAAGGCCAUGGGGUUAAGAAGUCCAUGUCUCGUGGUGGCGGGGUUGCCGGAGCAGGAAGAGGUAGGGGGAGUCUAAAGGGUCAGGCCAAAAAGGAUUUUCCUUCGAAGCAAAAUGGUGUUGGAAAAAAGGUUUUGGGUGAUAUUGAGAUACUUCAUACAGAUACUCUAAUUAAGGAGGUGGAAAAAGUUUUUGGCGCUAGCCAUCCUGAUCCCAUAGAGAUUGAGAAAGCAAAGAAAGUGCUGAAAGAACAUGAACAAUCCCUAGUUGAUGCAAUUGCGAGGCUUGAAGAGGCAUCUGAUGAUGAAAGCGAUGGGGAGCAUCGAUUCUCACAAGGUCAAUCAAUGGAUCAAGAAAGAGCAUGGAGAAAACGGCAAUAUGAUGAAAUGGGUGAAGGUAGGAUGAUUGAAGGGUCCGAUGGCAAUAAAUGACUCGGCCGAUGAGAGAUAGUCAGCAAAGCAAGAAUUGGGAGGGGUUAACGACUUGUGAUUUUAGCCGCAGCUUUUGUAUAUCCAGUAGCAGUAGCAACAACAACAGCAGUAGCAGCGUUGUCCACUUCGAGUGCUUGUAUCUUGUUUUAUCCUUUUGACCUUCUACCAAGCUAAGGUAAAUGACCUAUCUUUUUAGUUUAUCCGGUUCAUCGGAUUUAGUUUUAUUGUAACUUUAAUUUAAAACUCUAAUCUAGGGAAAUGCUUGUAUUAUGAAUCUUUUAGAUGCUUAGCUCACAUAUGCCCGACCGUUUUAGAAGUUUUAUAAGGUAUCCAUUUUGUUUGCUUUGUACUUUCUCCUUAUUUAUUCUGGUUUGCAACCAAGUGAAGUAGGAUCCAUUAUUUUCGGUUUGACCCGACAGCACCGAGACAAUUGGUCUAAUUUUCUCGAAAUUACAUAUAUAUAUAUAUAUGUAUGUGUGUGUGUAAAAAUCAGCAUAAGCUGUUUUGUGCUCGUAUAUCUAUCCCGAAUUCCCAUUGCAGAAGAGUUUCGGUUAAUGUUAGUUUCAAGAAUUUUUCGAGUCCUCAACAUUUGGUCUGGGAAUUUUUAUGCUCUUGGCUAAACUCUGAUUGUGUGACAGACAGAGCCUCUACAAAUGUACAUUCAAAGAUGAAAUGAAAGCUAUCUUUUUAGUUUGGAAA